AUGAUGAAAAAAAAUCUCAUGGCGACGCGUACAAUGGUUGACGAGCAAUCACUUGCGACUUUGGAAGCCGUCGUUAGGAUCGUCCAAGAACGAUUUAUCGAAAGCCAAAUCGAUAAACUCGAAGUUGUGCCAGAUUUGCUAUCGAAGAUUGUCUCGGAAAACAACAUCGAUCGUCUUUUGCAGCUAGCGCACGAUUCAGUAUCAAUGACCGAUAACGUCAUGGCAUCCACGCUACAGGCGUGUCUCUCGACACAAAAAGAUCAAGCCAUACCUAACACCACAACCUUCUACAUCCGGUCCAUCAAUUUGACUUGUGGUCAAAUGAAGAUAAUCCUCGAUAUGUAUCACCAUCGAUACCACGAUCCAAUCUUUGUGCAUGAUCUCAUGAAGCAUACUGCAUACAAGUCCAACGACGAUCCUGUGGCCUUGCGUUACAUCGGGUGCACAUCUAAGCAAACACCGUAUGCUAGCCACCUUGUUGAUCUUUCCGCCAGCAAUUUGGGUGUUAGUCGUUAUGUCAACAUGAUUGCGUUACUUGAGGAGCUCUUUGGUGGCAAUGUUCAAGUCAACGCUUAUGCUAUACCUUUGCUUCAGCUACGGGGUGAACAAGGAGAUCCAUCGCUGCCACUUAUUGAUGUCACAGAGCAAUUUCUGAUCCAUUUAUUUGGCCGCAAAUUUCUUCUCAAUGUACUACCCGGUGGACACUUUUACUCCUAUGUGCCAGAACAGCAUGAUCAAAGAUGUAUCCAAUUCGUUACGACCAUGAUACAUGUCAAUCAAUUUUUGGCCGGUGCCGAUGUCUUUGGAAAUCAUCAUCACGAUCAAGGAGCAGUGUACAACAUUUACCAAGAAUCUCGUGCACAAUUAGGUGUAUCGGACCCCAACCUUGCGAGCAUGCUACCUGAUCCCUAUCUCCAACAUGUGACAUUGCAAGCUGCACCUCAUACGAGCUGUAUUGGUGGAUACACUCCCAUGGCAAUCUUUGGCAAGGAGAUGGGUAUGGAAGACGCACAUGUACGACGUGGAUUCUUUCAAGGCUGUCGUGCUGGCGCCAUUUCUCAAAUGAUGAUUCAACAUGUUUUGGGCAACCAGAACCUCAAGCAGGAUACCAUCAGCUUUGUCGACUUGUGGAUGCUAAUGGCCAAUGCACCCCAAUUGGAUCAUGCUAUUGCUACCACUUCAAAAGUGCUACGUCAAAUUCGAUGUCUUACUAUGGUUACCAUGGGAUACCUCCCAGCUGCUAUUGUACGCUCAAGGUUUUAUGGAAGACAAUCUUUGACGGAGGAAGUAUAUGCAACGGUGAUAGGAGAGCCAGCGAUCGUUUGGAUUGGUGAUCUUACUAAGGACGCUUCGAUUGAGGAGGAAGAGGAACAACAACAAGCAAAUGACGACCGAUUUUGGGGAGUGGCUAUUCCGCAUCUUGAUCCUGCAUCUUUGGCUUUUGGUUCACGUGAUCCACGCGUGUUGCGUCUGGUGUUUCUCUGUUGGGUUCGCUCCUUGCUAUUACUCGAAUGUUGUCUCGUCGCACUACAAACGACACGCACCAAUGAUCCCGAUGGACCCGGCACAUUGGCAUUUGCAAGGAACUUGACCGUCAUGCUGGAACAAAGCGAAGAGCGAUCCGAUCUUGGUGAAAGGAUAAAGGAAGCAAGAGCUGCUGUUUGUGACAUGCGAGGAGCCGAUUCACUUGGUCUUAGUGAAAGGACUCUAUUUCGAAGCGAGACGUUGCGUGAUGAUGAGGUCUGUGAGAUCUUACCACACCACGUUACUCGGCCUGGUCAAAUUGGGAUCACAAGUCAUGUUGAACGCUAUGGUGUCACUGUGAGCGAGCCGCAUUCACUUGAGCGACAGCAGCAAUAUCUCACUAUCAUGCGAUACGACGAUGCCAUGUUUCAUGAAUGUCCUUCCUAUUUCAACUCCCCUGAGGAUUGGCGCCAAUGGUUUCUGGAUCUCAAUCGAGGCACCAAUAUCCUGUCAGCGCUUAUCCACCGCAUCCAAAUGGAAACGGGUUCAUGCCUUGGCAACAUCAAUGAGGAAAAGUACCAGUAUCUCAAGACCGAAUGCAAGGCACCCUUUGGCUUUGAUGAGAGGAAUGAUACCUGGAUGCUGUGUCCUGAUUUGGUGUCACAAGCACGUCGCGAGAGGUUAUCCAUGAUCUGGCAAGGACCUAUGCAAGCACGCAACAAGGCAAAGCUUUUGGAUUUCCUCCGCCAACAAAGGAGUAAGAAAGCCGUCGAGUACUUCGUAUCGUGUCCCAUUUAUGUCCAGAGCAAUGGAAGGGCGCAGUUGCGUGUCGUUGUGAAUGGCACACAGUAUCACGAGAAAGAUGGUUUAUGGAUUGGCAAAGAAUAUGAAGGUGAACGCAUUCUCGAUUAUGAUCCGGAUGUGGAAAGCAAUGGAUUGGUUGUCAAGGAUUUGAAUAGCAAUCCUCUUCGUAUCAUUCCCGACACAUGGUUAAUGGUUCAUGCACCCAAUACGUAUUUCCAAACUUACGUCAAGACCAUGGUAUUCAAGAACAAGAGCUUACGUCCCGAAGUCGUCGAACAUUGUAGGCGGGGUGAGCCACUCUCAUACACCAGCAUGAUACUCGCCUUUUUGGAGGUGUAUUGUUCGGAUCGUGAUGUGAAAGUAUGCGUCUCGAAUGAACCAAUCCCAGGGAUUCCCAGACUUGCAACUCUUAUGCAGCAUGUAUUGACGCAAUAUGGAUACCCGCUUGAGGUGGAGAUUUGGAAAGAGCUCUUAAACAAAGGAUACCAUGGUUUAUCCGAUAUCAAAAAGUAUUUCAAAAAGGUGCACAAGAUCAUUCCUCAAGGAAACAUUUGGACGAUACCCAAGUACGAGCCAUCCUUAUUCGAACAAGCACUACGUGGAUACGUGAAACGCAAGCGAUGUAUGCUGGAGGAGGAUGAUACGAAUGGCUUAAGAGACAACGAGGCGGAGAUGGCUCCUGCUUUGAAGAAACGCUCCUGUGGCAACAAACCUGAUACAAGACCGUUUUGGUACUGGUGGUGUCUCUUUCAUAACAACACCAACGGGGACAAGGUUAUAGUCGACUUUGACGAUCACUCUUAUGGUUUCUGGGACGAGUUUCAAAAGGUGGCCAUGGGUAAUGAUGACGAUGAUAUCAAGCAAUUUCUGGGUAUACGCGACUCCAAGGAUUAUCACUCUCUGAAUUCGAUUGCCAACUUGUAUGGGUGGACGGUAUCCACGAAUGCUGAAGAUGGCACCUUUCUAUACACUGCACCACCCUGUUUCCCACCCGAAGAACCACUCAAUGAGAUGUAG
This is a messenger RNA of Lichtheimia ornata, 3285 nucleotides long. RefSeq lists its product as uncharacterized. NCBI's taxonomy places the organism in Eukaryota, Fungi, Mucoromycota, Mucoromycetes, Mucorales, Lichtheimiaceae. The transcript has 5 exons. The record is from RefSeq and is a predicted model, not a curated record. The coding region runs from base 1 to 3285 and encodes 1094 amino acids.